Molecule: messenger RNA, 534 nt
Organism: Aspergillus heteromorphus CBS 117.55
Lineage: Eukaryota; Fungi; Ascomycota; Eurotiomycetes; Eurotiales; Aspergillaceae
Exons: 3
Coding region: 1-534 (177 amino acids)
Source: RefSeq, a predicted model, not a curated record
AUGAAUCCGAACUGGGAUCCAUCCAAGCAGUCACUGCCGAGCAACUGCCCGUCAAACGCCUGCAACUGGCUCCGGGUGCCAUCCGAGAGUCUCACUGGCAUGGCGCCGACGAACCUGCCGUUCUUUCCCUUGACCACGACGGAUCCGAUGAUUGUGAAGAAGCGGAACCCCGUCAAUCCGUCAGUAUCCUCUCAGGCAGUCGCAUCCUCCGGUACCAUGGCAUUUGCUCGGCGGUUGGCAAUCCUCCCCGGUGGUCUCGGUGGGCUGGGGUCCCACAUCGGCCUGAAGCUGCGGCAACCGGGCGCCCGCCUGGCCAUCCUGCCCUCCCGGAAGAGGUGGCCGAUGCGGUGCUGUUUCUCUGUCAGGUACGCCGCACGCACCGUGCAUGGCUGGAUGCUGUUGGACAGUUCUGACCCCCGACCCGACAAAACAGGAUUCCAGCAGGAUGAUCAACGGAGCGGAUCUCCGGGUGGACAGGGGGUUCACCAUCCGGUAGAGAAUCGGUUGAGACUGGAGGCUCUGGAGGCUUGGUGA